Phragmites australis (common reed) is the source of this 1555-nucleotide messenger RNA. RefSeq names its product pto-interacting protein 1-like. Gene Ontology annotation, biological process: protein phosphorylation. Bases 210 to 1280 code for a protein of 356 amino acids. Gene Ontology annotation, molecular function: ATP binding; protein kinase activity. The record is from RefSeq and is a predicted model, not a curated record. The transcript has 9 exons. Lineage: Eukaryota; Viridiplantae; Streptophyta; Magnoliopsida; Poales; Poaceae.
CAAGUGGCUGUGCAGUGUGAAACUGUGAAGCUUAUCCUCACCGCGAGUGAACAGAGAAUCUCCAAGGACAGACCGAAGGAAGACUCGGAACGAGUACACCGAGCUUUCCUUCUCUCCCACUCUCGCUUCUGCGGCAGCUUCUCUUACCCUGCGCGACCACCGCCUUCCCCCGCCGCCGGGAAGACAAAAGGUCUUGGCUAAGUUUGACCAUGUCAUGUUUGGCUUGCUGUGGCGGCGAAGACACUCAAGGAGCACCUGAUAAUGGAGGUCCAUACCCUGGUGGCUACCCAGCAAGGAGUGAUGCUUAUCGCACUGCUGAUCCAACUCCCAGGGGUCCUCAACCUGUGAAAGUGCAGCCAAUUGAAGUCCCCACUAUUCCUGUUGAAGAAAUUAGGGAUGUGACAAAGGGUUUUGGUGAUGAAGCUUUGAUUGGUGAGGGAUCUUUUGGCAGAGUGUAUUUUGGUGUCCUAAAAAAUGGUAGAAGUGCGGCGAUAAAAAAGUUAGAUUCAAGUAAGCAGCCAGAACAAGAAUUUUUGGCGCAGGUCUCCAUGGUAUCAAGACUUAAGCACGACAAUGUUGUGGAGUUGCUUGGCUACUGUGUUGAUGGAAACACCCGUAUCCUUGCUUAUGAAUUUGCAACUAUGGGUUCUCUCCACGAUAUGCUUCACGGACGGAAAGGUGUGAAAGGAGCUCAGCCUGGUCCAGUCUUAUCUUGGACACAACGAGUGAAGAUUGCUGUUGGAGCAGCAAAAGGCCUUGAGUAUCUUCAUGAGAAAGCGCAGCCUCAUAUCAUACACCGGGACAUCAAAUCCAGCAACGUUCUUCUGUUUGAUGACGAUGUAGCUAAAAUAGCUGAUUUUGAUUUGUCAAACCAAGCUCCUGAUAUGGCAGCUCGACUUCACUCAACCAGGGUUCUUGGAACAUUUGGAUAUCAUGCGCCUGAGUAUGCGAUGACUGGACAACUUAGCUCUAAGAGUGAUGUCUACAGUUUUGGAGUUGUUCUUCUGGAGCUCCUGACUGGAAGAAAACCUGUGGAUCAUACAUUACCAAGAGGACAACAAAGUCUUGUGACAUGGGCAACACCGCGGCUUAGUGAAGACAAAGUCAGGCAAUGUGUUGAUUCAAGACUUGGAGGGGAAUAUCCUCCUAAAUCUGUUGCAAAGUUUGCAGCUGUUGCCGCACUGUGUGUGCAAUAUGAAGCGGAUUUUCGACCGAACAUGAGCAUUGUCGUGAAGGCACUCCAGCCCCUGCUGAAUGCACGUGCAUCCAACCCUGGAUGAGCGAGUGACUGCCCUUGCUUUGUACCUGGCGCGAGUGUCUAAUUCAAACAUUGAAAAAAUAUAUAAGUAUGGUCUUUGGCUUCAUGCAGUUCACAUUGAAUGUUCGUAAGGAGAUAUUUCUUUCUCCUUUGCGCAUUGCUGAACACAGUAAUACAGUUUCUCAAUGCUACAAUGCACCCAACGGGCCAUAACUUGAUUAACUGUUUGCUUAUGUGCAGUUACAUUUCAUCUCAUGGACGUUUGAUGAUUUUAAUGGUAUUUUGAUCCUUGAGCUA